UCUAGGAGGCAGGACGGCAGGCCCAGCAAGCCCCGCGGACGCUGUCCACAGUGUAAAUGAGGGUACCGCUGGCCUAUGUCUCGCAGGUGUGUGCAGGGUGGCCUCAGGGGCACCGGGAGCUCCUGGCACCAUGGAUGACGCUGCCGUCCUCAAGCGGCGAGGCUACAUCAUGGGGAUAAACCUGGGAGAGGGCUCCUAUGCCAAAGUGAAAUCCGCCUACUCCGAGCGCCUGAAGUUCAACGUGGCGGUCAAGAUCAUCGACCGCAAGAAAGCCCCCCCCGACUUCCUGGAAAAAUUCCUUCCCCGGGAAAUUGAGAUCUUGAUCAUGUUAAACCACCACUCCAUCGUCAAGACCUACGAGAUCUUUGAGACCUCAGAGGGCAAGGUCUACAUUGUCAUGGAGCUUGGGGUCCAGGGCGACCUCCUUGAGUUCAUCAAAACCCGGGGGGCCCUGCACGAAGACGAGGCUCGCAAGAAGUUCCACCAGCUCUCCUCGGCCAUCAAGUACUGCCACGACAUGGACAUCGUCCACCGAGACCUCAAGUGCGAGAACCUUCUCCUCGACAAGGACUUCAACAUCAAGCUGUCUGACUUCGGCUUCUCCAAGCGCUGCCCGCGGGACGACAGCGGCCGACUGAUCCUGAGCAAGACCUUCUGCGGGUCGGCGGCGUACGCGGCCCCCGAGGUGCUGCAGGGCAUCCCCUACCAGCCCAAGGUCUACGACAUCUGGAGCCUGGGCGUGAUCCUCUACAUCAUGGUCUGCGGCUCCAUGCCCUACGACGACUCCAACAUCAAGAAGAUGCUGCGCAUCCAGAAGGAGCACCGCGUCAACUUCCCGCGCUCGAAGCACCUGACAGACGAGUGCAAGGACCUCAUCUACCGCAUGCUGCAGCCGGAUGUCACCCGGCGGCUGCACAUCGAUGAGAUCCUCAGCCACUGCUGGGUGCAGCCCCGCGCCCGGGGCCUGUCCUCUGCAACCGCCACCAAGGAGGAGGGGAGCUCCCGGAGCGCCGAGCCCGUGCGGCCCCCCGAGCCUGGCUCCGACAAGAGGCUAGCCCCCAAGGGGGAGCCCCAAGACGGGGCACAGCCUGAGGUGCGGCCGGAGCCAAAAUCCAAGGAGGAGACGCUCCAAGUGCAGGUGUCGAGGCAGCUGGAGCCCCCAGGCCUCACCCUUGCAGGCGAGCAGCCGAGCAAGGAGACAGCGGAAGGGGCCUCUCUGGGGCCCCCAGACGUUCACACCCAGUGA
This is a messenger RNA of Pteronotus mesoamericanus, 1246 nucleotides long. RefSeq names its product testis-specific serine/threonine-protein kinase 1-like. Gene Ontology annotation, biological process: protein phosphorylation; intracellular signal transduction. Bases 131 to 1246 code for a protein of 371 amino acids. Gene Ontology annotation, cellular component: cytoplasm. The record is from RefSeq and is a predicted model, not a curated record. NCBI's taxonomy places the organism in Eukaryota, Metazoa, Chordata, Mammalia, Chiroptera, Mormoopidae. The transcript has a single exon. Gene Ontology annotation, molecular function: protein serine/threonine kinase activity; ATP binding.